AUGGCCUGGCCCCAGAGCCUCGUCCCCAUCCGACAGGUGGGUGACAGGCCACCGGGAGCCCGCAGAGCAGGGGCCCACGGCAGCAGCGGGAAGAGGGACUCGAGGUCCUCGCCCGCGGCCGCCUCAGACGGGCCGCAGAGGCGACAGGUUCUCCAAGUGGGCAGCGAGGCAGUAACGCGGUCCGUAGCUCAGGCCAGGGCCGUGCUGCCACCCAGCCCGUCCUCUGUCCUCUGCGGGCUGGUGGCCGGGAAUCCAUGCCGGGUCUGCCCGCGUCUCUCCCUCCACGGCUCCAACCUGGUUCCGGCCCCUAUCAGCACCUGGAUCCGGGUACGCGCCCCCAUCCUGGUCCCCAACUCCACCUUGGCCCCCAGUCUGUCCCCCCAGCAGCAGCCGGGAGCCCGGGCCCUGAGUGCCUCGGAGUACACCACCCCCGUGUCCCAGGGUCCCCACACCAAGGAGCGGGCGAGGAGGAGACUGGAGCGUGGGGGUCUCAGGAAAGGGGACCCGAGGAUUCCUGGCCGGAUUCUGCACCACUGUCUCCCUGGGCUGUUGCUGCAGCUGUUUUUGGCUCUGUGCUUCUUUUCCUACCUGCGUGUGUCCCAAGACAAGUCCACAUGGCUACCUGAAUUGGAGGGCCCCUCCCAGGCCACUGCGGGGCCCUCCACCCGCUGGCCCCUGCAUCUCCUGCUGUGGACCUGGCCAUUCAACAGCCCAGUGGCUCUGUCCUGCUGCUCGGAGAUAUGGCCAAGCACAGCCGACUGCCACCUGACCGUCAACUGCAAGGAGUACCAUUGGGCAGAUGCAGUCCUUGUGCAUCACCGAGAGGUCAGCUCCAGGCCAAAUGCGCAGCUCCCGCCCUCCCCACGGCCCACCAGCCAGCACUGGGUCUGGCACAGCAUGGAAUCACCCAGCCACUGCCCCAGACUGAAGGCGCUGGACGGAUACUUCACCCUCAUCAUGUCCUACCGCCGGGACUCAGAUAUCGUCACGCCAUACGGCUGGCUCGAGCCACGGCUCAACCCUGUUGAAACGCUGGUCAACGUCUCGGCCAAGAGCAGGCUGGUGGCCUGGGCGGUGUCCAACUGGAGGGCGGGCUCUGCCAGGGCGCAGGACUAUCAGCAGCUGCAGCCUCCCCUCCAAGUGGACGUGUGGACACCCCACAUGCCCCGGCCCCGGGAGGUUGUGAUCAAGGAACUGCCCCAGUACAAGUUUUACCUGGCUUUCGAGAACUCCUUGCACCCCGACUACAUCAUGGAGAAGCUGCGGUAUAGCGCCCUGCAGGCCUGGGCUGUGCCAGUGGUGCUGGGCCCCAGCAGGAAGAACUACGAACGGUUCCUGCCACCCGAAGCCUUUAUCCACAUCGAAGACUUCCAGAGCCCCAAGGACCUGACCCAGUAUUUGCUGGUGCUGGACAAGGACGAUGCCCACUACCUGAACUACUUCCGCUGGCGGGAGAGGCUGCGGCCCCCGUCCUUCAGCUGGGCCUUGAUGUACUGUAAGGCCUGCUGGCGGCUGCAGCAGGAUCCCGCCUAUCAGACGGUGCCCAGGUUCACGUGA
Messenger RNA from Hippopotamus amphibius kiboko, 1557 nucleotides. Its product is annotated as 3-galactosyl-N-acetylglucosaminide 4-alpha-L-fucosyltransferase FUT3-like. Lineage: Eukaryota; Metazoa; Chordata; Mammalia; Artiodactyla; Hippopotamidae. The record is from RefSeq and is a predicted model, not a curated record. Gene Ontology annotation, cellular component: membrane. Gene Ontology annotation, molecular function: alpha-(1->3)-fucosyltransferase activity.